Lachancea thermotolerans CBS 6340 is the source of this 1281-nucleotide messenger RNA. RefSeq names its product tRNA-5-taurinomethyluridine 2-sulfurtransferase (gene SLM3). The record is from RefSeq and is a predicted model, not a curated record. Gene Ontology annotation, molecular function: sulfurtransferase activity. The coding region runs from base 1 to 1281 and encodes 426 amino acids. Gene Ontology annotation, cellular component: mitochondrion. Gene Ontology annotation, biological process: tRNA wobble position uridine thiolation. The transcript has a single exon. NCBI's taxonomy places the organism in Eukaryota, Fungi, Ascomycota, Saccharomycetes, Saccharomycetales, Saccharomycetaceae.
AUGGCAUGCCUUAAACCCUUCGAGCAGCUCGCGAAGUUUGCAGCAAGCCAAUGCCGUCAAGUGCCAGGAUAUCAGCCGAUGAAACUACCCAGCAAAUUUGACAACAUAGUGAUUGCGAUGUCAUCUGGUGUUGACUCUUCGGUAGCCGCUGCUAUGUUUUCUGGCUUUCCAAAUGCGUGCGGAAUCUAUAUGCAAAACUGGACAGAAACAAGAUCUGAACGGGAACCAUGCCAUGAACGAGACUGGAAGGAUGUACAGAAAGUGGGAGCACAUCUGAAUCUGCCGGUUGAAAAAGUCAACUUUGAGCAGGACUACUGGCUAGAUGUUUUCGAGCCUAUGUUGCGCGAUUAUGAGCAAGGCGUUACACCUAACCCCGAUAUCGGGUGCAACCGAUUUAUAAAGUUCGGAAAGCUACGGGCACAUCUUGAUGCCUCGCUAGGGACUGGUAACUACUGGCUAGUCACAGGCCAUUACUCGCGUGUGCUUCAAACCGAGUCGAAAGCUUUGGGCCUUAACUCGUGGCACUUGCUACGUGCGUUUUACGCGCCCAAAGAUCAAAGCUAUUACCUUUCACAAGUGCCGUCUGCAGCAUUACCGGCACUGUGCUUGCCAAUGGGAGUGUUGACAAAGCCUGAAGUUCGUGAGAUGGCCCAUGAUUUAAGGCUUCCCACUGCACAUAAGCCAGAUUCACAAGGAAUAUGUUUUGUUGCCAACUCACAACAUGGGAAGAUCAGCCGAUUUUUAGAGCAGUAUAUUCCUAGCCAUGCUGGCGAGAUAAUCACGCUGGACCCGAUAACAGGCGAGCGCACGGAAUGGGGCCGCCAUACGGGUCUUUGGAACUAUACCAUUGGCCAGAAAGUCGGGAUUUCUAUGCCCCAGGGCGAUCCGCGCUACCAAGGUGCUUGGUUUGUUGCAGACAAACGCGUAGACACAAACGAAAUUGUGAUUUGCAAAGGCCGCGACAAUCCUUCUUUAUACAAAAACCGAGUUGUUCUCAAAGACUUCUCACCUCUCGGCAACUUGAACGAUGUGCAAGAAGCGGUUAAAAAUAAUCUCGCCGGCGGGGCAAUACACAUUCAAUACCGCUCUCUUCAGGAGCCAGCGAAGGUUUCAAGAUGUUGCUGGGAGACCACUGAGGCGGGUGAGUCGCGGCUCGUUAUGACCUUAGAACAAAAACAGAGGGCCAUGGCGCCCGGCCAAUACUGUACCAUAUACCACAAGGAAAGAAUAUUGGGAAGCGGCACAAUCCUAGCUUCCGAUGCAGUGGAAGCGAAUAAGUAA